AUGGGUGAUAUGGAGAAUGGACAGGGGACGAGACCAUCGUGGCCGGUUCGAGUACCAGCCUUUAGCGGUUCAAUGGGUGAUCAGAGCCUGUCGCAUAAUACAAGCCAGACUGCUGCAUACCAAGGCGUCGGGGAUAAUGCCGUUCAAGGAAAUUCAGGUCUGCCUCAUGGGUCAGGAUCAACGACGAGCAAUCCUGAAUCUUACACACCAAGGCCCAUGUUCAACAAUCCCAGAAAUGGAAACGUCAAUGACGGUGUACAGCUACCCAGCCGGGACAUGCAGGCUUCGCCUUCAAAUGCUUUCGGCGCAUUCAAUGUCCCAUCAUGGAGUCCUGUGAAUAUGAAAAGUCAACCAAUGCCCACACAACAGCUCCAAACGCCAUUCCCGUUCUUUAACCCGAUGUUCUUCAACCAAAACCUACCUGGUGGCAUGCCACCUUUCCCAAUGAUGCCUCCCUUCAACCCAAUGCUUCCCAUGCAGACGCAGAACAUGAGUACAAUGGCAGGGUCAGCAGGGCAUCUUCCUAAUUUGGGCCCAUCAAAAAGAACACAAUCACCAACACCACCAAUGAAGAAGCCAUCGCCAACGAAGGAGUACAUGUUGCAGGCGUCUCAACCCCCGCAAAGGAGUCCAUCGAAACGACCGCUACUGAUAAUUCUCGAUCUAAACGGUACUCUGAUAUUCCGCAAACACCGCAAAUUGCCUCCAGUUUUUUCCCGUCGGCAUGGGCUGGAUGAGUUCCUAGAUAUCCUGACUAGUAGAUAUGCAGUGAUGAUCUGGACAAGUUCAAAGCCACCUACCCUGAAUGCAGUCUGUGGCAAGUUGUUUCCAGACGAGAAGCGCAAACGCAUGGUAGCCCUGUGGGGCCGUGAUAAAUUCGGCCUCACCCAUGCACAAUACAAUGCCAAGUUGCAGGUGUACAAGGAAUUGCGGAAAGUAUGGGCCUGCCCUGAGAUCCAAGCCGCAUAUCCAGGCAACAAGGCCGUCAAACAGCCCGCACCGCCAAAACGGACAGGAGGAAAACACAGUAAGAAGAACCAGAUUCGCCAACAGGCCGGAUCUUUCUUACCUGGUCAGCGCUGGGACCAAACAAAUACCAUCCUCAUUGACGACAGCAAGCUCAAAGCUCUCAGUGAACCAUUCAACAUCUUUGAGAUCCCCGAGUUCACCAAUGACCCCGACAUCGACGAGUCAAACCUCUUCACCCAAGUCCUCGCCAAACUCGACGCCAUGUCACGAUAUGAUGACGUGAGUAAAGUGCUCCGCCAGUGGAACGAGCGUGUUGCACAGGGCAAAGGCAGCAUCUUGGACCUUGACAUCGGACCUGAAGAAGAUAUCGACGAUGAAGAAGAAGGCGGGAUAAGCCUCCUGUCUACUACGGCCCCUGGCUCCUCCGCCAACCCCAUCGACAUCGACAUUGAGAAAAAACCUCAUCUUGGCGCCCAGCUAGACCCCAAAGAAGCCACGCGUCUUAGAAGAAAGGCCCGCAAGAAGGAGAAGAAGGCUGCGAAAGCUGCCAUGGUAACUGCCACUAAACUUGCCCAACAGACUCAGGGUAACACUCAGCCCUCGACUCAAGCCGCUAGUAGCACAAAUGCUACCCCUUCCAAGGUUACCAAGACUGCCAAGCUGAAGAAUCGCAAGAAGGGCAAGAAAAAGGGUCCCCAGGCGCAAGAGCUUGAUGCCGAGCGUGAGCUUGAACCCAAUGCGCAGGAGAAUAUUAUCGACAAUACCGAUGGGAAACGGUACAAUUUCCGCCGUCAGGUUCAAUCUGAGCCUGAAGUGAUCAUCGAGCCCAUGGUGGAAGAGGGUGAUCACAGCUAUGAACCUGAAUACACGCCCGUUGAGAACAACGAAGGGUUGUCAGUACCAGGACAUGAAACAUCGCAGAUCACCGUGGAGCCAAGUGAAGCGUCUCAGGCUUUGGAUCGUUCCUGGGCUGAAUACAAACGCAGCCAAUCACUCGAAUCCGGUCAAAGCUCCAUCCCACGUCCACAUUCUCAAGAACAGGACGAGACUCGCUUCCAAGUGGACCCAAGUCACCGUUCUAUCUCGCCCGUUACCGAUGAUGGCCGACGCUCUGUCUCACCGGCUACAUCCUCUGCGUCCGGGAACACGCUGCUUGAUAAGUUGGAGGAAGGGCUUGGGAUCAAGCUCAAGAGAUAG
Messenger RNA from Penicillium daleae, 2166 nucleotides. Its product is annotated as NIF domain protein. The transcript has a single exon. NCBI's taxonomy places the organism in Eukaryota, Fungi, Ascomycota, Eurotiomycetes, Eurotiales, Aspergillaceae. The record is from RefSeq and is a predicted model, not a curated record. The coding region runs from base 1 to 2166 and encodes 721 amino acids. Gene Ontology annotation, molecular function: phosphoprotein phosphatase activity.